AACAGUGGAAAUUCUCGGGAAAUGCAUUUCGGCGAACUAGUAGAGGUGGAGUCGGAAAUUUCAAAGAUGCAGAUCUCCCGGAAGAUCCUUGAAGACUGCCUUGAAGCCAAGUUGCUGUCCAGGUCUUUGGUACCAGCGUGGGCUGGAGGGACGUCAUCGCGGGCAACUCUCUCUCGAAGAGAGAACCUACAUUUCCACUCGCACGGUCGCCAUUUUGUCCGCGUAAACGCAAAACGCCGAUACCUCUCUCUUUAUAUUCCAGCAUAUACCCUGUUAGAAAUUUGUGAAAGGAUUAAGGAUAGUGAAAGGAGGAGAAGGAGGAAAAUCAGCGGAACCGAACUCGGAGUCAUCUACGGUUCCUAAACUGAUCACGUAACCUGCACGUAGUCAUUGAUACAUCACUUCAUAAAUGUAAUCGAUACGCACAUUUUCAUAAAAUUCAGGACAUCUGUAAAAACGAGUAUCGGAUGGAAUUUAUUAAAUCAAGCACCGUACAGAUUUACAAUUAUUCAGCAU
Orussus abietinus is the source of this 516-nucleotide messenger RNA. RefSeq lists its product as uncharacterized. The transcript is spliced from 2 exons. Lineage: Eukaryota; Metazoa; Arthropoda; Insecta; Hymenoptera; Orussidae. The record is from RefSeq and is a predicted model, not a curated record. The coding region runs from base 22 to 363 and encodes 113 amino acids.